This is a messenger RNA of Paramisgurnus dabryanus, 2758 nucleotides long. The record is from RefSeq and is a predicted model, not a curated record. Lineage: Eukaryota; Metazoa; Chordata; Actinopteri; Cypriniformes; Cobitidae.
ACGAGCUCGCGGGUGACGUGUUUGCGUAUCCUCAGUGUUGUUCUCUCUUUAUAGUGUAUUAUUAAGUGUAAACAGAGUCUUGUCUCUGUGUAUUUUAGUGUUGAUGAUGAGAGAUGAGAUGUGCUGUAAAUCUGUAGGAACUGAUCACGGCUUCCAUGAUGAUAAAUCUACUGAUCGAAUCUCCACAAAGUCUCUGGAUUCUGUCUGUAACACUGGAGAACCGCGGCAGAUCCUGCAGACCAAACUCAAGAUGUGUUCAGUCAAACUCACGAACCUUACGAUGAAGAUCAAAACUGAACCUACAGAAAUAAAAACCGAACCCACAGAAAUAAAAACGGAACCUCCAGCAGCUGAAUAUGAAGACAAUCAGGAUGGUCAUGAUUUUAUUCUGACAGAUGUGAAGAGGGAAUUAUGUUUGGAUGGAGAAAUAACGUCGUCGACUCUUUCCUGCAUCACCGGUGGAGAGACAUUGAGCUCACAAAGACAUUUAAAGAGAGAACACACAGAACAGAAACACUUCACCCACACCAGAUCUGAGAUCAGCUUUACUACCAUACAGAAGAAGAAACGUCAUUCAGAAGAGCACAGAAAGGAGGAGAAGAAGAAGAAGAAGAGGAGGAAGUUUGAUUGUGAGCAAUGUGGGAAGGAUUUUGGCUUCUUAUCUCAUCUAAAACUUCACAUUAAGACACACAGUAAAGUAAAGCCUUUCCACUGCACUGAAUGUGGCAAAUAUCUCAGCAGCAAACAAAGUCUUGUUAAUCAUCAGAGAAUUCACACAGGAGAAAAACCAUACGAGUGUCCUCAGUGUGAGAAGAGAUACAGAUAUAAAGCCACUCUGAAGAAACAUUUGUUUAUACACAUCAAGGAGAGACCGCAUCAGUGCGACGAAUGUGGAAAACCCUUUAAUGAUUUGGAUUCAUUAAAAUUACACCAGAAAAUUCACUCUAAAGAGAACCGCUACCAAUGUUCACAGUGCGAUAAAUGUUUCAGUUUUAAAUAUCAGCUGACAAUCCAUCAGGUAGUUCAUACUGAAAAGAAACCUCAUCACUGCAAUGUUUGUGGGAAGAGAUUUAGGCGACAUGACAAUUUAGUGAAUCACCAAAGAUCUCAUAUAGAUAAAAAAAUGCACAAAUGCUCUCAGUGUGAAAAGGUGUUUGCAUGUGCAGGUUACUUAAAAAUCCAUGAGAGAAAUCACACUGGAGAGAAACCUCAUCACUGCAAUGUUUGUGGGAUGAGUUUCAGUCAACAUGUCGGUUUAGUGACACACCAGAAAACUCAUACAGGUGAAAAACCUUACAAAUGCUCUCAAUGUGAGAAGACGUUUCCAAGAUCAGGUCACUUAAAAUCCCAUGAGAGAGUUCACAUAGGAGAGAAACCUUACGUCUGCUCCAUCUGUGGAGAGAGAUUUCUUUAUUCUGGAAGUCUUCAGCAUCAUCAGAAGAAGAAACAUGAUGACACAAACUACCCAGAAAUCAUCGAAGUGUCUUAAAGUCUUGAAGUCACUCACUGCGUGAAAUUGGAGUUAAGGUUCGAUGCUAUUAUGCACUAGAACAAAAACAAUUUAUUACUACAUUGAUCUCGGUAAUUUGCGGCACAAUAAAGCAAAGUUUUUUUCAAGAACUGUGCUGAAUUUUCCCUCUUGCGCCCAACAAAUAAACAGGUCGCUCAUUCAGAUCUGAGCAUUACGUCAGGUUUACGGAGGGUGUGAUUGUGGUGCUAAACUGUAUUAAUACAUGCCAUUGAAUUCACAGUUGUUUAUUGUUUUUAAACAGCUGUAGGCCUACAUGAAAUUGAAAAAUAGAAAACUAUUGUUAUUAUGAUAAUAAAUAUGAAUUAGUAUUUGUUAGGGAAAACAAAUACGAGGAAAUUCAAUGCGUACCGUCAACUGUGUGCAUACAAUCAUUUAUCACAACACUUCCAAAAUAUUUGUUUUCUUACUAUGAACCCAAAUGGUUACAAUCAGCUGUGUGCUUACAAGCAUUUAUCAAAUUAUCUUCUUUUGUUUUCAUCAAAAUAAAAAAUACAGGUUUAUAACUACAUUAGGAUGAGUAAAUGAUGACAGAAUUUUCAUUUUAAAGUGAACUAUUCCUUUAAAGGGGUCAUAUUAUGAGAUAUUUUUAAGAUGUAAAAUAAGUCUUUGGAAUCUCCAGAGUGCAUAUGUGAGGUUUAAGCUAAAAUACCCCACAGAUAAUUUAUUAUAGCAUGUUAAAAUUGACACUUUGUAGUUGUGUUUUUUUAUGCAAAUGAGCUAAUAAAAUGCAAAUACUGAUAUCCAUGAUGGUGGUUUGUUGAAAUUGAAACUCGAUUAUGCUGUCAAUUAUCUUCUCUCUUUCUGUCUGAACUAAAUGGCAGUGCUGUGAUUGGAUAGUGCAGAUUGAGAGGUGGUAUUAUUGUAAUGCGACUCGCUACCUAUGUCACAAAACAGGUGAAAUCUGAAUUAACCUAUUUUUUCACAAGCUUGCAGAGAAUUGUUUACCAAAACAAAGUUACUUAGUUGUUCUUUCUCAAAUUUUCUAUGUUGAUAGAAGCACUGGGGGCCCAAUUUUAGCUUUUAAACAUGGAAAAGUCAAAUGUUCAUGCUAUGACCCAUCUGCAUCUGUCCCAGUUAAAUCUAUCACAUUCAACUUCUGAUAUUAUGUGAUGAUUCCACUCUUUGUCUGCAAGAUGCAACCCAAAUUCCAUUAGCUCUUGUCUAGAAUAUAUUCAGUAUUUCUCCAAAGCCUUGGGCUUAUCAAAUGUGAAUUGAUGUCAAUUAAAG